UAACAAUUUGGCUUCCAUCAAUCCACCAACACCAGUUUCCAACAACGAACCGGGCGUGUUGGGAGAUCAAACCGGCCAUUCGACAUAUAUGGGAGAAGUACAUUCGACCUUUAACUGCAACGCACAACAAAACCUUUUUGUUACGCCGAUCACGUUUUCUGCCAAUCACUUCCGAGCUACAAGACCUUACAACUCCAACACCUUUGCUUCAGCUUCAACGCCAAGCUGCUGUCGAUUUCCUACUCAUGUCUUCGGAACCGAUGAUGGAAACAGAGGACUUGUCUACCCAGAAACGAAAGGCCACUUCCUCACCAUCGCCAGAGGAUGGCGUGGCUGCUAAGCGCACCAAACUGGAGGACGGGAACGUCCAGGGCAGGAUCAGUGAGAUUGUUGAAGGGGAAGCGACGCCAAAAACCGGCAGGACAGAGGAACCUGUAAAGGACUCGAUGCGGGAGCCGGUCGCCACAGCGAGGGAGAUCCACGCCACGUCAACUACCAAGGACAAUGAUCAUCCAAUGGAGAACGAAGCUGUGGCACGCGCCCAAGAAACCACAGUUCAAAGCCCAGUCACUACUAGUAGGAGAGAGUCCGACGAGCAAAGGGAGCAGGCCGCACCGCCGUCUCGAAAGGCACCACUUAGCCCCGAACAAACGCGGAAGAAUGUUAGCCUGGAGGAGAAGAAACGCGGCAGGCGCUUGUUUGGUGGUCUCCUCAACACUCUAAGUCAGACUACACCCAACAACUCGCAGCAAAAGAGGAGAAAGGAGAUUGAACGCCGCCAGCAGGAACGAGUGCAGCAGCAGAGAGUCGAGGAUGAUAGGCGCAGAACCGACCUGCUCGCUGAACGCAGACGCUUCCGGGAUGCCAAGCAGGUGGACUUCGAAGAGCGGAUGAUGCACCGGCGGCAUGAAAAGAUGCUUAUCUUGGCUCAUAGUCUGCGAACUGUCAGCGAGCCGGUAGUUUACUACAAACCCUGGGAGCUCACCAAAGAACAAGAGCGUAUCCUCGAUGAACAAGUCCGCGAAGCCGAGGAGACCAUCACCAGGGAGGUGCGCCAGUUCGAAAUCAAACAUGGACGGCCGCCAAAGAAUGAAGUCAAGGUCCAGCCAAAGUCUGAGAUCCCGCCACCGCCACCAUCACCACCAUCAACCCAUGUUGACGUUGUCCGGAAUGAACAAGAUCAAGUUGGUGAGCAGCCUAACAAGACUUCAGAAGAUGCUAACCAUGGUGCUGUUCCGUCAUUGUCAUCACAAAAUCCAGCAGCAGCAGCAGCAGCAACUCUGAGCACAGGUACAGGCGAUGACAAGGGCGUCACUGCCACGAACAUUGAUACUACCACUCAUGACCAGGACCAUGAUGGCGAUGAGAUGAUACAAGACGGGGAGGAUAUGGUCAUAUACUAGAGGUAACUUUACCUAUCCCCGCUUUUGAAAUAUAUCCCAGUGUGGGUUCUACCUGUCGGUUAUUGUCGCCUUGGGUUUUGGUCUAAAACAACGGCUGUUUUGUUGAAAGCUAGCUGGCUAGCCGAUGUUCCUUGACUGUCUAACGUCGGGGCCAUAUAUGUGAAAGUAAAGGAGCAUACCCCAACCAAGGAGGGCUGUGAAGCGGAAGGAACGCCAAUGUUACAAAAGGAAUACGCAUUUGUUGUUAUUUACUUGCAGCCGCGGUUUUGGUAGAUGCCCUACUAAGCAAAAUACUUUGAUAGCGUUUUCUAGAGCUUUUCCACAACCAGCAGCCUAGUUCCACAACGUGAGAACAUCAAGGCACCUCCGCUCACUCAAAGCUUCGCAUCCCCCUCAGUCAACACACCA
Messenger RNA from Neurospora crassa OR74A, 1811 nucleotides. RefSeq lists its product as hypothetical. Bases 246 to 1403 code for a protein of 385 amino acids. Lineage: Eukaryota; Fungi; Ascomycota; Sordariomycetes; Sordariales; Sordariaceae. The transcript has 3 exons. Gene Ontology annotation, cellular component: catalytic step 2 spliceosome. The record is from RefSeq and is a predicted model, not a curated record.